Molecule: messenger RNA, 3807 nt
Organism: Aspergillus ochraceoroseus IBT 24754
Lineage: Eukaryota; Fungi; Ascomycota; Eurotiomycetes; Eurotiales; Aspergillaceae
Product: putative ABC multidrug transporter
Exons: 3
Coding region: 1-3807 (1268 amino acids)
Biological process (GO): transmembrane transport
Cellular component (GO): membrane
Molecular function (GO): ATP hydrolysis activity; ABC-type transporter activity; ATP binding
Source: RefSeq, a predicted model, not a curated record
AUGGCACGGCGGUCGGUUUUGUUCCUGUCCGAUCUCCAGAAAGAUAUUCUGGAGCAGCAGAUCCGGAUGCCGACCCCGAAAGUGAGCUACUUCCAAAUCUAUAGCUAUGCGGCCGGAUGGGACUGGGUCAUCCUGGGGAUUGGAGCUAUCUGCGCCGUAGCCGGUGGUGCGGCACUGCCUUUAUUCACUGUUUUCUUUGGCAAUAUCACGUCGACAUUUCGAGACGUUGCCAGCUAUGCCAUCACGUAUGACGAGUUCUAUCAUACUCUCUCGACAAACGUCUACUAUUUCAUCUACCUGGGUAUUGGAGAGUUUCUGACACUAGGAUUUGCCACAUUUGCCUUUGUUCACACAGGAAACUCGGUUACGCAGAAGAUCCGCGUUCGAUAUCUCCAGGCGAUUUUGCAACAGAACAUCGCGUUCUUCGACUCCUUAGGAGCGGGCGAGAUCACCACCAGGAUCACAGGCGACAUGCAUCUUAUCCAAGACGGCAUCUCCGAAAAACUUAGCUUGGUGUUGACCGGGGUGUCCAGUUUCGUCACGGCGUUCGUUAUCGCAUUCAUCAAAUACUGGAAACUUGCGUUGGUCUCUACAUCCACGCUCUUUGUCCUCUUACUUAUCAUGGGCAUUGGCUCAACCAUUUCGGUGAUAUACAGUAAGAAGUCCAUUGAAUGCUACGGAAAGGGUGGCAGCAUUGCAGAUAAUGUCCUCGAUUCCAUCCGGACAGUUGCGGCCUUUGGUGCGCAAGAGGCCCUGGCAGAAAAGUAUGAUAGUCAUCUGCAAGAUGCAGAACGCUUUGGCCGGGUUGUACAAAUGACCUUUGCCUUGGUGAUUGGAGGUAUUCUCGGAGUAAUGUACCUGAAUUAUGGACUGGGUCUCUGGAUGGGAUCGCGAUUCUUGAUCGAAGACCCAGCCCAUAUCGCCCCGGGAGAUAUUCUCACUAUCAUGAUGUCCAUCAUCCUAGGAUCGUAUAGUUUAGGCAAUGUGGCACCCAACAUGCAAGCUUUCUCUGAUGCAGUAGCUGCAGCGACGAAAAUCCUGGGGACCAUUGAUCGAGAGUCACCUCUAAACCCCUUGUCCACUGAAGGGAACCGGCCAAGCUCAGUUCAAGGGUGGAUUGAAUUUUCGAACAUCAAGCAUGCCUAUCCCUCACGACCAGAGGUGAUCGUCAUGGAGGAUUUUAAUUUGCGCAUCCCAGCCGGGAAAACGACCGCCUUCGUUGGGCCUUCUGGGUCAGGGAAAAGUACGAUUAUCGGAUUGCUUGAACGGUUCUACAAUCCAGUCGGAGGGAAUGUGUUGAUUGACGGACAUGACAUCCAGUCGCUGAACCUCCAGUGGUUACGACAGCAAAUCUCACUAGUCUCCCAGGAACCUCAGCUCUUUUCCGCAACCAUCUUUGAGAAUAUAAAAUACGGAUUGAUUGGAUCCGAAUUUGAGAACGAGACGGCUGAAGAGAUCCGAGAGCGGGUGAUCAAGGCAGCCCAGAUCGCCGAUGCCGAUGAAUUCAUCAAUGCUCUUCCCGAGGGUUAUGAAACGAACAUUGGAAGCCUCGCUCUCUCCGGCGGACAGAAGCAGCGAAUUGCAAUCGCGCGCGCCAUUGUCAAGGAGCCGAAGAUUUUACUCCUCGACGAAGCUACAUCUGCCCUCGACACGAAGUCGGAAGGCCUAGUCCAGGCAGCACUGGAUCGAGCGGCAGAGGGACGCACAACGAUUGUCAUUGCCCAUCGGCUUUCUACCAUUAAGUCAGCACAUAAUAUUGUAGUGAUGGUAGGCGGGAAGAUCGCAGAGCAAGGAACGCAUAAGCAACUGCUCGACAGAAACGGAACCUACGCCGGUCUUGUCCAAGCCCAGAGCAUCAGCGAUGCAUAUGGAAACCAGGACGAGGAACACGACAAGGAGACGCUUGCCACUCUCUGGUUUGAUGAAGAGGAUGACUUCGACCGCUAUUGGGCGGAUGAUCCUUAUUUUACGCCGUUGACUUUGUGUCCGCGUGCAAGUAAUGUAACCGUGCCGAAGCUGGCGGCCCCAGCCAAAGCCACACAAUUCUCAAUCUGGAGCCUUAUCAAAUUCAUUGCCAGCUUCAACCAUCCUGAGCGAUAUAUCAUGGGCUUAGCCCUUGUCAUAUCGCUGUUUGCAGGCUGCGUUCAGCCUGCGCAGUCGGUUUUGCUGGCCAAAGCUGUCAACGCAAUGUCUAUGCCUUACACUGAGCCAGGAGAGCUACGCCACGAAACCAACUUCUGGUCGUCUAUGUUCCUCAUGACUGGGCUGGUGACCUUUGUGCUAUUCGGGACACAGGGGGUUAUGUUCGCCGUCAGCUCCGAGAAAUUAAUUCGGCGCGCUAGGAGCCAGACCUUCCGGGUCCUCCUCGGCCAGGAUAUUGCCUUUUUCGACGAGGAAGAAAAUAGCACGGGAGCCCUCACUUCUGCUCUUGCAACAGAUAUCAAGAACCUUGCGGGAAUUAGUGGCGCAACCCUAGCUACAUUGCUGAUCGUGACAAUGAACCUCUUUGGUUCGCUGGCAGUUGCCAUGGCCCUGGGCUGGAAACUCGCCCUCGUGUGCAGCUCGGCGGUCCCAGUAUUAUUGCUCAGUGGAUUUCUCCGGACAUGGAUACUCAGUAGGUUCCAAGUACGAGGUCGCAAAAUGCACCAGAAGUCUGCCAGCGAAGUCAGUGAAGCUGUCACGGCUAUCCGGACGGUUGUUUCCUUGACAAUGGAACGGGUCAUUCUGGACUCCUAUCGCACGCAACUGGAGCAACAGGUAAAAACCGAUAUCCCGUCUAUUCUCCGGUCGUCAUAUCUAUAUGCAAGCUCCGAGGCAUUGCAAUUCUUUUGCAUGGCCUUGGGCUUCUGGUAUGGUGGGAUGUUGCUAGGUCACCACGAGUACACCAUCUUCAAAUUCUAUGUCUGCUUCAGCGAAGUGAUUUUCGGCGCACAGGCUGCCGGCACUGUUUUCUCGUAUGCACCUGGAAUGAGCAAGGCGAGGCACGCCGCAGCCGAACUCAAGGCUCUCUUCAGCCGCAAGCCCAAAAUCCAGGGUUGCGUGGGCGGCGAGGUCGUGCGGUCACUGCAGGGCUCCAUUGAGUUCCGCAACGUAUACUUCCGAUAUCCAACUCGGAUUCAGUAUCCCGUGCUGCAGGGGCUAAAUUUAACCGUCCAGCCAGGGCAAUUUAUCGCAUUUGUCGGCGCUAGUGGCUGUGGGAAAAGUACUACGAUUGCGCUGCUGGAGCGGUUUUACAAUCCUAUUGCUGGUGAAAUCUUAGUGGACGGCAAGGACAUUAGCACACUGGAUUUGCAGUCUUAUCGUAAGAAGCUGGCCUAUGUAGGACAAGAACCAGCCCUGUUCCAGGGCACCAUUCGUGAGAACAUUCUGCUGGGCAUGGACCCUCAUGAGGUCUCGGACGGUGCACUCAUCACAGCUUGUCGCGAUGCGAACAUAUACGAGUUUAUUAUUUCACUGCCGCAAGGUUUUAACACGACCGUCGGAAGUAAAGGGGGGAUGCUGUCUGGAGGGCAGAAGCAACGGAUCGCGAUUGCCCGGGCACUGCUCCGCAAUCCUAGGAUUCUUUUGCUAGAUGAGGCCACAUCCGCGCUGGACUCCGAAUCUGAAAAGGUUGUCCAAGCUGCACUUGAUACGGCGGCACGGGGGAGAACGACGCUGGCGGUAGCACAUCGUCUCAGCACCAUCCAGCGGGCAGACAUGAUCUACGUACUAGCUAAUGGCCAGGUUGCGGAGUCUGGGACGCAUAGCGAGCUACUUAGGAAGCGCGGUCGGUACUUUGACCUGGUAAACUUGCAGAAUCUAGCAUAA